Molecule: messenger RNA, 1157 nt
Organism: Paraphaeosphaeria sporulosa
Lineage: Eukaryota; Fungi; Ascomycota; Dothideomycetes; Pleosporales; Didymosphaeriaceae
Product: insect inhibitor with A fungal trypsin
Exons: 3
Coding region: 360-1157 (265 amino acids)
Biological process (GO): proteolysis
Molecular function (GO): serine-type endopeptidase activity
Source: RefSeq, a predicted model, not a curated record
CCCUGGACAAGCUUCCUGUUUAGAAACGCCAGUCAGGUACCAAGCGCCGGCGACGCACAGCAGAUAGCAAAUCGUCUCCACUACGACUGCUGUACAUCCCGACCACACACGACUUAGAGUGAACCACAAACGGAAGGCAAGUAGCCAGCGCAGUCUUGGCUGUCUUGGAUCCUUCACAUCGAUAGGCGGGGAUUGUCGUGGCUCAAGAUUUCGACAUUGAGGCAAUGUCGGCAAAUUGUAUAAGUAUGCUGUGACCGACACACCUGUGGCAAUCAUCCGCUCGCUGCAGCUUCAGUUCUACACCUGUUACUCUUCGCCAGCGCCCAGUCCCGGGAAUCUAGCCGAUUCGAGCCUUCAAGAUGGCCAUCAAGUCCUUCCUGACCGCCGCCCUUGUGGCUCCCGCUGCCGUGUUCGGCGCUGCCAUUCCCCCGACUGAGGCCGGUACUUCGAGCAUCAACAUCGUUGGUGGAGAGGCUGCCUCUGCAGGCGACUUCCCCUUUAUCGUCUCUCUGCAAGUGAGCGGCUCUCACUUCUGCGGUGGUUCCCUCCUCAACGCGAACACUGUCGUCACUGCCGGUCACUGCGGUGUCGCCUACGCGGCUUCCCGCGUCACCGUCCGCGCUGGAUCCUUGAACAGGAACUCUGGUGGUACUGUCGUCAGCGUUUCGUCUAUCAAGACGUACUCUGGCUUCAACUCGAACACCCUUGAUGGCGAUGUUUCCAUCCUCAAGCUCGCAACCUCGAUCCCCACGAGCUCUACCAUCAGCUACGCUACCCUGGCCGCGUCUGGCUCUGACCCGGCCUCUGGAACUACCCUCACCGUUGCUGGAUGGGGUACCACUACCGAGGGCGGCUCUUCGCUCCCCACUGCUCUUCGCAAGGUCAGCGUUCCGGUCGUUGCCCGUGAUACCUGCGCUUCGCAGUACAAGGCCAUCGACCAAAGCUACACCAUCACGACCAACAUGUUCUGCGCUGGUCUGGCCGCUGGUGGCAAGGACUCCUGCCAGGGUGACUCUGGAGGUCCCAUUGUCGACUCGUCCAAGACUCUUGUCGGUCUUGUUUCCUGGGGCGAGGGCUGCGCUGAGCCCAACGCUCCUGGUGUCUACACUCGUGUUGGCUCUUCCGUAAUCAGGUCUUUCAUCACCUCUAACUCGUAA